AUGGACGUCCAUCUCCUUGUCUACGACCUGUCCCAGGGCCUUGCUCGCAACAUGUCCAUGGGCCUUUUAGGCUUCCAACUUGAUGCCAUAUAUCACACGUCCAUCGAACUCAAUGGGCGCGAAUACGUGUAUGAUGGAGGCAUUGUCUCCAUCAUCCCGGGGUCCUCCCACUUAGGCCGUCCUUUGGAGCGGUUACCCUUGGGGAAGACGGAAUUGCCCAUGGAUGUCGUACAAGAGUAUAUCGAGUCUCUACGGCCGAUAUUCACAGCUGAGGCCUAUGAUCUCUUCAAACACAACUGUAACAACUUUUCCGACUCGCUUGCGACAUUUCUCGUCGGGGAAGGCAUUCCGGACCAUAUCCUGCACAUGCCGCAAGCCGUCCUAGAUUCACCCAUGGGGCGAAUGCUCCUCCCGCAGCUUACCCAGAGCGUAAACGCGACCAGACAACGCGGGUCUAUCUUGGGCAUCCAAGACACCUCUCAAGCACCUCCUACCGCAGCGUUUGGCCAGCAAGGUGGGCGGGUGAGGGUUGUCAAUAACUUACAGGAGCUCGACACCUUACUGGACCAGGCGAAAGCAUCAUGCGCCGUCGUAUUUUUCACUUCGGCGACUUGCCCGCCCUGCAAGGCAGCGUACCCGCUAUACGACCAGCUUGCUGCCGAGGUUGGUGAGCGAGGCUACCUCAUCAAGGUGGACAUCGGCCACGCCUUUGACGUUGGCCAACGAUACUCGGUCAGGGCCACACCGACCUUCACCACGUUCCUCAAAGAUGGCGUGGCCCACGCACCCUCACAGGUCGUUGAAUCUCCCGACCUUCUCCGGACCUCCCCCAAACCAGUCCUCUACUCCAAGGUCCCGCCGGUGCCUAAACUACUAGCCAAAAUGGGCGCCGCAUCGCAGAACCCGGCGGUCGCGGAUCUCACCCGCUUUAUAGCAUCCCGGGAUAAGGAUGGCCCGGCAUCUGCAACGUUGCCCGAUGUCAAGGCGGUCGCUUCCUUUAUCCAAGAAUCGGUAGAAACGUUACCCAUAGAGGUGUUGUUCUCCGUCGUCGACCUAUUCAGGUGCGCCCUUGCAGACGCCCGGAUGAGCGGGUUCUUUGCGGAAGAAGCGGAGCACAAAACCGUAGCUAGCAUUCUCACCAAGGUGAACGAGUCGACGUCCUGCCCUUAUGCCUUGAGGCUCGUUACCCUCCAGAUGGCACAGAUUAUUGAGCUCAUCUCAUCGAGCUUCCUCGACGAUGCACAUAGCAACACGCGCGUGUCGGCAGCAUCGCUCAUGUUCAACGUUACUCUCGCUAAUGAGCAGGUAAGGCGAGGAGGCCAUGGGCACCCGCUACCGGAAGACGACCAAGUGGAGCUAGCAGCAUCGGUCCUCGAAGCGAUAGGGCAGGAGGACUCGUCACCCGAGGCCCUCCACGGCAUGUUGGCGGCGCUGGGUCAUUUGGUCUACGAGACACCGUUGGAUAGCGAACUCGCAGACCUCUUGAGGGCUUUGGACGCGGAAUCUACAGUCACUGCAAAGAAGAAGGUGUUUCCUAACCAGAACCUCGUCACGGAGAAGGAAACGCCAGGAGUUAGCAUUCGAAAUUUCGGAACCAUGGCGGCCAUUCCCAUCACCAUCGUCACGGGCUUUCUCGGCGCCGGCAAAACCACGCUCAUCUUGAACCUUAUCCCGCAGCUCAAGGAAACGAACCCGGACUACAAGCUCGCGCUUCUCAAGAACGAGUUUGGGGACUUGGCGGUGGACUCGCAGCUGGCCUCGUCCAACGCCAUCUCGGGCGUGCGCGAGCUCCUCAACGGCUGCAUCUGCUGCAACCUCGUCGGGCAGCUGGGCGAGGCUCUCGAGCAGCUGCGCGAGACGGUGACGCCGGACCGCAUCAUCGUUGGCGAGGAGACGGGGAGGUACACGCUCGACGGUGUCGUGAGCGUGAUUGACGUGGAGAACUGGGAGGGCUACGAAGACACGAGCUACACGGCGCGGAUCCAGGCGCGAUACACGGACCUGGUCGUCUUCAACAAGUGGGAGCCGUGCUCGGAGAUGAGGUUCGACAUCUGCCUGGACCGGCUGGGCGAUCUCGAGGUGGACGUGGCCUGGGUCAAGAGCAAGAAAGGCUGGGUUUCGGCGGAUCUGAUCUUUGGCGUGGAUGGGGCGCUCGCAAAGGACUUGGCGGAGCACCACGGCGAUGGAGCUGGCGAUGGCCACGAGCACGACCACGACCACGGCCAUGCGCACAAGCACAACCACCAAAGCGAGGUAGAGGUGCUCUCCGUCGAGGUCAGCAGUCCCGAAACAGGGUCGGCCAUUGACACGACCAAGCUCAUGUCGCUCCUCAAGGCGGCGCCCAAGGACGAGGUGUAUCGAAUAAAAUCCGUCCUCACGCUCUCCGCGGCCCCGCACAACUCGGACGACGACGAGAAGAUGCCGGCCGCGGCGAACCCGAGGGGCCGGUACAUCCUGAACUGGGCGUUUGGGCGCUGGACCUUCAACCCGCUCGCCGAAGAGGCGAGCGAGCACGAGUCCAGUGACAAGACUACGUUGAGGAUGACGAUGAUCUUUGCGCGAUACUCGAGCACCAAGUGGAAGAAGAAGUUGGAGGCCGGCGGGUUCUUGGAUCUGGAGGGCGACAACAAGGGCGAGUUGAAAGUCACAAAGAUAGCCUAA
Parascedosporium putredinis is the source of this 2661-nucleotide messenger RNA. NCBI's taxonomy places the organism in Eukaryota, Fungi, Ascomycota, Sordariomycetes, Microascales, Microascaceae. The record is from the annotation of a GenBank genome assembly.